This is a messenger RNA of Oncorhynchus keta (chum salmon), 3522 nucleotides long. Its product is annotated as RILP-like protein 1. The record is from RefSeq and is a predicted model, not a curated record. Gene Ontology annotation, biological process: cilium assembly. Gene Ontology annotation, cellular component: cytoplasm; ciliary basal body. The transcript has 11 exons. Lineage: Eukaryota; Metazoa; Chordata; Actinopteri; Salmoniformes; Salmonidae. The coding region runs from base 322 to 1692 and encodes 456 amino acids. Gene Ontology annotation, molecular function: protein dimerization activity.
UCUGACCACAGAAUCGGAAAAGAACGACAGCAAAGACAAGACCACAAUGGGACAGCGCCGGGUGAUUUUAUCAAAUUUAUCAAAAAUCCCUUACAAGACGUCCAACAGGAGUAGAAAAACGCAAUCGAUACGCAUUUAAGGACUUGAAGUGGAUCAGAUACACACAGAACGAGCCGAACGACGAAAAGUCAAUAGUUUUUUCUAAGGGAGGAAGUUUAUUGUGGCGAAGGAAAUAUAAUAGACCGGGUAGGCAGGGUGGGUCUGCGGAAAGCAGCCAGAGCGGGGUACAGUCAGAAUACAAACUCACCCACCCAGCCAGACAUGGAGGAGUUCGGGUCAGCGUUGGAAAAGAAUGUGACCGAUUUAACGGUUAUGGACGUGUAUGACAUAGCCGCGGUAGUGGGCCAAGAGUUUGAGAGGAUCAUUGAUCAGUACGGCUGUGAGGCUCUGUCCAGGCUCAUGCCCAAAGUAGUGCGGGUGCUGGAAAUCGUGGAGGUGAUGGUCAGUAGGAACAGCAUCAGCCCGGAGACAGAUGAGCUGAGGCUGGAGCUGGAUAAACUACGGCUGGAGAGGAUGGACCGGCUGGAGAAAGAGAAGAAACACAAGAAGGAGUUGGAGCUGGUAGAAGAUGUAUGGCGAGGGGAGGCCCAGGACCUGUUGUCUCAGAUCGCUCAACUUCAGGAAGAGAACAAGACUCUUCUCACUAACAUGUCCAUCAAAGAUCCCAUGAGUGAAGAGGACCUACAGAGGCAUGAAGGUAUGUCGGAGCGGGAGCGUCAGGUGAUGAAGAAGCUGAAGGAGGUAGUGGACAAGCAGAGAGACGAGAUCCGAGCCAAAGACCGCGAGCUCACGCUCAAGAAUGAGGACGUUGAGGCACUCCAGCAGCAGCAGUCUCGUCUGAUGAAGAUCAACCAUGACCUGCGCCAUAAGAUCUCUGUGGUGGAAGCUCAAGGGAAAGCCCUCAUUGAGCAGAAGGUAGAACUGGAGGCGGGAGCUCAGGCACGGGUACAGGAAAUGGGAUCACUCCGGCAGGAAGUUACGCGUUUAAGGGAGCGACUGCAAGGAGACAUGCCCCCUCAGGGUCCAGAGGUGCCUCCUCCCCAGCUCCCAUCCCCUGCACAGCCUGGUAUUCCCUCCUCAGAGGCGGGGAUUCAGGGUGUGGGCUGGCCCGAACCAGACAGACACUACCCCCCAGAGCUGCGGUUGGGGCAUUACGAUCCUGCCCCGCGUCUCCCGUCCCUGGAUGCUGAUGAGGAUGUAGAGGAAGAGGCAGUGUUGCUAUGGGAGGCGAUGUGUGAUCAGGACACACCUGCUCUGUUUCAACAUUUUACCAAGGAGGCACUAUGUGAUGAGGAGGUGGACGGCCUGGACCAGAAGGAUCCCAACAGGCCCCGGUUCACACUACAGGAGCUGAGAGACGUUCUGCAUGAGAGGAACGAGCUCAAGUCCAAAGUGUUCGUGCUGCAGGAGGAGGUCGCCUACUACAAAAGUGAAGAGGUGGAGGAUGAGACCGGGCCUCCCACUCCUUCCCCAUCCCCCGAACAGCUGAGGGCACGGCCUCGACACAACGCACAGCCUGAGUCAGGAAUCAAACGCCUGAUCUUCACAGCCAUAAUGCCGAUGGUGGCGGCUGGGUUGAUUCCAGAUGACCCCACUUUACAGCCAAUCAGACGUCUCAUAUCCCUUGUUUAGCUUCUUCUCUCGUGACAAGAGGCGGAACUCCCAGCGGAAUGCACAGUUUGAUGACAGCUUCAGCUCGUGGGCGGGGAAUGAUGAGGUGUACACGGAACAGGCCCAGGAAGCUUUGCAGCACAUGUAGUGAUUGGACAGCGUUUGAUGAUGUCACUCAGAACUCUUUCCCAGUAAUGUUGCAAUGCACUUAAAGGCAUCGUAAAGGUUAGCUUAUUGCACAGUACGAAACACCUACAGCUCAGCACAGCCAUCCACCUACUGAAAUACAUACUGACACUGAAAUACCAUCAGCUCUAAGUAACAGAGUCAUUCAGCCAGCAUCUAGAGUAGUGAAACCUAACCACCCUGGCUUUGGCAGUAAAAUCCUUGCCUUGCCUUGGGACUGUGCUUAGUGUGCCUGCUGCAGCACAAUGGGAUUGUGUGACAUUUUUGCUUCUAAGUGACAGGAAUCACAGAGGGUUGAGGGUGAAGAGGAGCCUUUCUUUAUCUCAAAGUGAAACCCACCAGAAUUGAUGGAUGCUCAGAGCGGUUCCCUUUGUGUUAGAACAGGCAGGGCGUGUGAGAGAUACACAGAGUCAGGCUUGGAAGGAUUGUGGAACGAGGUGACAGGAGAGCGAGAUAGAGGAACCACACGAGACACUCCAGAUAGAGAAUCAUGGGACAGACAAAGAAAGAGGAGGGUUCAAUCCAGUAAAGAAACCUUGAAGACAAGUGGGCAUGUUUUUUUAAAUGAUUCAAAUAAUGGUGGCAGUGCUGACCCAGAUGUAGUAGGUUCUGAACCAUCUUUAUACUCCCUUGGCCCUGAGCUAGACCUGUCAUGUCCUUUAGAGGCAGCUAGAGAGCACUAUGGCUAGGCCCACCUCACCAGCUAAAAAGUGUGUGAAGAGAUGUGGUGUUUUUUUUUACAGAUCGACCUUGCACAUAAAUGAAUACAUUACUGGGUGUUGAGAUGAGAUUGCCCAAUUUAAAGAAAAUGUUAUGAGUUUAUAUUUUUCCAGUGGUGAAUGAAGCACAGAAGGUUGUAGUUUUACAAUGUCUUAUGGAAAGACAGUAUUUUUGUUUUGAAAUUAUUUAACUAGAUGCUGCUUGCUGCUGCUUUUUUGUUUUCAUGACUAGCCAAGUGGUGUACAUGAAGCAAGAGACAAAAAUAUGCAAGUUUGGCUAACUGUAUUUGAUAUAUACAUGUACAUUUUGAAUGGGCGCCAUGUUGGAACCAAAUGUGACAACACAAACUAAAAACACCAUUGAGAAUGCAAAUUUGAAUGUCGUUGUGGAAUAUUUGGUUUAAACAUGGAUGACAGUUUGCCAAACUCUGUGCUGUGGCUGCAAGAUGGUUUGUGAGAAGUAAAAUGGUUAGUGUGGAUGAGGGAGGUUCUUGAUAAUGAGUAGUCCUGACUUCAGCAGUCAGGCAGACAUAACACCUCAGCCUCACUAUGCUAAGAGAUCAUUAAUACUAUUACUAUGACUGGACAACUUUUCAAUCAUUUAUUUUAUGAUGCAACUUAAUCAAGGCGCAAAACUAGGGCAACACUUAUUUGUGACAAAAGGGAUUGAUAGUCGAGAAAGGUUAUAUCUUGUCUGGUGGCAACAUCACACCAAAAUGUACACAAAGGGGAAAUAAAUACAGAAUCUAUCCAAACAAGGGAAGAUGAGGGAAGAUGUCAAUAUAUGCAAGACAUCCUUCUUUUGCAACAAACUUUAUGGACCCGCUUCACACCAAGUAGAUUUCUAUUGGAAGGAUUUUAAAUAUGAUAAAUGUCUCAGUUUUCAUACAGCUUGUCUUUUUUUCAGAUAUGCAAACUCAAUAAAUACGGUGAUCCCCAGAAUGUU